AUGAUGCACCGCGCUCAGACUGUUCACCCAGACCCCAGGGUCCAGCAGCUACGGGAGGACCUGAGGAGGGACCAGGAGCGAUGGAUGCAGCUGGACAGGGGCAGAGAGGAGCUCUGGCUGAUGCUUGAGGCACAGACGCUGCAGGACUGGAGAUGCCUGCAACAGCAGAAGGAGGUCCAGCACCUGUCCAAGCUCGCUGACCACCUCAAAGCCCAGCUCCAGGAGAGGAUACGCCAACAGGAGGAGCAGAUAGUCAGAGAGAAGAUGAGGAGGAAGGAGACAGAGCAGGAGGCCCAGCGACGCAGGGAGGAGGUGGCCAGGAGGGCAAGGGCAGAGCGGACUCAGCUCUCGAUCGACCAGGAGAGGAGGCAGGAGCAGAUGAGAGAGCAGAUAAGGAGGUGUGAGGUGCAGCGUAGAGCUCUGCAGAAGGAGAGAGAGGACAGGUGGAGGAAGGCCAAAAAGAGAGAGACGGAGGAGAGAAGGAGAGAUGAAGAAAUGGAGAGAUCGAGACAGGAGGUAAGGAUGAGAGAGAUGGCCAUGGAAAAGCUGAGAGAGGUUGAAGAGAAGGUGAGAGAGGAGGAGAGAAGGAGGAGAGAGACUGAAGAGAAAGUGAAAGAGGAGGAAAGAAAAAAGAGAGUGAUUGAAGAGAAGGCAAGAGAGCAAGAGAGAGUGAUGAAUGAGAUGAAAGAAAGAGCUAAAGAACAAGAAAGACAGAAAAAAGUAGCAGAAGAGGAGGAAUUAAAAAAAGAAAGAGAAAGAGAGGAAUUAAAGAAAGCAGUCGGAGAUAUGGCCAGGAAGUGGUCAGACUCUGAUGAGAUUGACACUGAGAGCGAGACGGACUCAGAUGACCCCUGGAUGGACGAGGAGGAGAAGGAGAUGAUUCUGGAGGAAGAGAGGAGGUAUCAGGAAGAGAUAGAGAGAGAACAGGCCCUGAUGGAAGAAGAGAGAAAGAGAGAUGAAGAAAUGGAGAGAUUGAGAGAGGACACAAAGAGGAGAGAGAUGGAGGUAAAGAAAGAGGAGGAGAGAAAGAAGAGAGACAUUGAAGAAAAGGCAAGAGAGCAAGAGAGAGUGAUGAAUGAGAUGGAGGAGGAAGAGGAGGAAUUAAGACAAGAAAGAGAAGAGUUAGAGGAAACAGCCACAGAUAUGAUCAGGAAGAUGUCAGUGUUCGACGAGAUUGACUCUGAGAGCGAGACGGACUCAGAUGACCCCUGGAUGGACGAAGAGGAGAAGGAGGUGAUUCUGGAAGCAGAGAGUAGGCAUCAGGAAGAGAAGGAGGGAGAACAGGCCCUGCUGAUGGAGCUGGAGGACAGCAAAGAGACACUGAUGGAAGAGGAGAGAAAGAGAUACCCUCAGUCAGUAGAAGACCAGUGUUGUGUUCUGUAA
Molecule: messenger RNA, 1383 nt
Organism: Sardina pilchardus (European sardine)
Lineage: Eukaryota; Metazoa; Chordata; Actinopteri; Clupeiformes; Clupeidae
Product: golgin subfamily A member 6-like protein 24
Exons: 2
Coding region: 1-1383 (460 amino acids)
Source: RefSeq, a predicted model, not a curated record